CGGGGGUCGCAGGCACAGGACGAACACACACAGAGGGGCACACACACAGACAAAGACUUGCAGCCCUAUUUGCACAGGCGUGCGCCCGCACACAAAGAGACAGAGCCCAGCACUGCACACGUGGGACCCCCACAGCCCCUCGCGUCUGGGCGGCCUGGGCCGCCCCCGCUGUCCGCAGCCUGAGUGUGCCAGGCUGGAGGCUCUCCAGGGCAGAGCACCCCCAGGGAACAGCCUUUCCAUGUGUCUGAUCGGGGUCUUGUGCGUUUUUCAACUGGGGUCCGUGCCCCCAUGUCCUCAGCCGUGCCCCACAAGCCCUGAUGAUAGAGAAGGGCUUCGGGAGGGAUACUCGAUGUUGCUCAGCAAUGGGGAGCUCCUAGCGCCCAAAUCUGCCCGGGGAGUGGUGGCUGUGGUUUGUUUUCUGCAUAUUUCUAAGUGUAGAGUUUUAGCGGUUGGAAAUCCUUUUGCAAUUGAACAGUCCACAAAGGCUGUGCUGGCUCUGUCGUUCAAGGCUCUGUCCUCCUCGACUUGCCAAGUCGCCUGCCACAGGGCCUCCACAAACGGGGCCGUGACAGCUUCUACAAAACAUUUCUUUUCUUCUUUUAAGAAACCCAAAACAAACCCAGGAACCAGAAAACAAACCCACAGGAGCACUGAGCUGGGAUGGGGCUCAGGCUUUGAAGCCAGUGCAUGUUCCCCCAGUUUUGCCAUCCCGGUUUCCAGUGCAACUUGGCUGCAGUGAGGACCCUGGCUUUCUGGGGUGGGAGUGACACAGCUCUUAGCUCUGUCAGUCCCAAACUGUUCUGGUUCAUAACUCCAUUUCUGGCACCUUUUUCUCUAACAAAGGAUGGGGCUCAUCAUGCUGAAGCUUCGGAGACCCUUGGCGAGGGAGCAGCCUGGCCAAGAAAGACAGCAAGGGUUUGCAGUCUGACCUGCACAGCUGGUGGGGCGAUGAAGCUGAAUGAGCGGAGUGUGGCCCACUAUGCCACCUGUGACUCGCCCGCUGACCAUGCCGGCUUCCUGCGCAAGCGGGUGGAGCGGCACCACCACCAUGCCCACCACCAUGGCGCCUCCUACCAGCGCCGCUGGUUCGUCCUCAAGGGCAACCUCCUCUUCUACUUUGAGGAGCGGGAGAGCCGGGAGCCCGUGGGGCUGGUGGUCCUGGAGGGCUGCACCGUGGAGCUGUGCGAGGCUGCUGAAGAGUUCGCCUUUGCCAUCCGCUUUGAUGACGCUGGUGCCAGGGCUUAUGUGCUGGUGGCUGACGGGCAGGCUGCCAUGGAGGCCUGGGUGAAGGCACUCUCACGCGCCAGCUUCGACUACAUGCGGCUGGUGGUAAGGGAGCUGGAGAAGCAGCUGGAGGAGGCCUGCAAGAGCUUGGCCGCUUGCCGUAAGUCUCCACGGAGGUCCUCCUCCUCUGGCAGGAAGAGGCAUCUCUCCAACCCUGCCUUGCUGCCUCUCCAGGAGAAGCCCACCACCCUGGAGAAUGGUUACUCCACAUGGGGUAGUGGUGGUUGUGUCGCCGGUGGGGCCACCUGCACUGACUAUGAUGGGGGGCAAACUAAGCCCCCGCCCCUGCCUCCACGCCGGCGCUCGGGCGCCAGCAGCGCCACAGGAUCCCCAGCACCUAGCCUCUCACCCACCAUGCUGGAGAGCCCAGUGUCACCAGAAACGAUCUGCUUCUCCAAGCUGCACAACUGGUACGGGCAGGAGAUCGCGGUGCUGAGGCGGGAGUGGCAGGAGAGGCAGAAGAGGGGACACCCGUGACUGGGGGUGCAGGACGCAAGUCACUGCCAGCUGAUGUCCGGCAGCCUGUCCCACGUGCAGGAAGAGUGAAGGGCAGGACUCUGCUUGCCCCCUGCCCUCACAAGUGGCUGAGUGUGCGGUGUGUGUAUGCUUCACUUGGGAGGGACUCAAAUCUCCCCUAAACCUCACAUUUCAUUUCCAUGAGGCUUUAGACAGACAGAGUGUGUAACACCAGGGGAGCCACUUUUAUUUAAACUCUCUCUGCUGGAGAUAGGAGCUGCCCAAAUCAGCACGUAUGCAAUGAACCUCAGCCAAUGGGCUGGGCCACUUGCUGUCCUGACGUGGUGGAUGCUCUGGGUGUUUCAUCCCCUACCUCUCCUUCACCACUUCUUCUUUUGUUUUGUUUCUCAGUGUGGAAGUUUGCUUUUGGUCAGUGCUUAUACUGUCUGUGGUCUUGUGCCAAAGUCCUUCUGCCUUUGUUCUUUUGCAGCAGAUAAGGCUGGGCUCUUAUGAAGUGCCUCCGACAGGCCACUGGCCCCAGCACGUGCCUCCAGCCUUGUGCCUCUCUCACUACAGGACGUGUGAGCCACUGCAGCUGUUGCUGGCCCAGCAGCUGGGGCUCUUGCAUUGUUUUUGUACUUUCAUCUGCACUAACACUUCUCCCAGCUAAAUCCUUCAGGAUGUGGGUAUCAUGGUCUUGCAGCUGUCUCUUUGGGUGCUCAUACUCAACAGCAAGCCUGAAAUGGAGACACAGAGCUUGGCCUGAAGCCACAGUGAGGACACCAGGAGCUCCCCAGGGCUGAUCUGGACUCUGUCAAGCGGUAACCAAGCCUGUUAAUAUCUCUGGUUCAAGGUUUCCCUGUUCCAAAACAGGGAUGCUAAAGCCUCUUUGCCUGGCCAGGAGUAAAUUUCUCAGCCUUUGCUCAGACCACAGCCCCUGCAAAGUGCCAUAUAGGGCUCCAUCAGCUCGUCGGGCUGCUUGCCCAAGAGGGUGUGCAGAGGCACACUCCUGCACAGCCUCUCUUAGUGUUGUGGCUCUGCCCAGCUCCUGGCAGCGCUGCACAGUUGGAGGAGAGGCUUUGCAGGAGAGGGAGGAAGAGAGGGCUGGUCUCAGGAGGAAAAGUAAAGGAGUGGGAGUGAGUUACGGGUGUUGGCAGUGUCUGGGCUUGCCUCUCCAGCGUCAAAGCCAUACUGCUGUCUUCUACCAAGCCUGCACCUGGCCUGCCAGCACUUCCCUCUGAUUUCAUGUCAGCAUUGCUUGGCUGAUCUCUGCAGCACAUCCUAUCCUCCCAGCGGGCUGGGAGGGCUGCAGGGAGGCAUGCCUGUCGCCUCACUAUGGAAACAGACUUGUCCAUCAGUAGGUCAGAAACCUUGGCCACAAGGCACACAAUACAAGUAGGUGGGUGCCUAGUCCAGGGACUAAAACACCCUUGGGAUGGGGUUUAAAAAUCUCCCUUAUCUAGUUGCAUGCUUCCCAUCUAAAAGUGUUCCCAUCUAAACCUGUUUUUAUUGUCUUUUUUAUUAAAGAGCUUUGCUAGGAAAGCAAAAGCCCAUUUCAGGUCAUGACUGACUGGAACCUUUCUGGACUUAAAACACAUUCGACUUCCUACUUUGCAAUAGCCAGUAGAGAUAGCCAAUGCAGAAAUCAAAUUAAUUCUAUUAACUCUUGGUGCCUUUUAAAAUAAGUCUCUGGUAGUUUUGGAUGAUGAGCUUCCAGCCUCCUGCCUAAUUAUGGCUUGAUGGUAUAUCAGAGGAAAUCAGAUCUUAAGUUAGAUCUUACAAACGACUUUGGGCAGUCAAAGUGUAACCUUCACUUGUGAGUAAUGCAAUCCAGUCCUCUCCAGUUCGUGGCUGUAUUACUUCACAGUAAGGGUCUUCAAGUUUGGGAGGAUUAUUUUUAUUCUGCUUUUGUGAAAACAGUUCAGAAAAAUCAGGAGCAGGUGGCCGUGGGGCAAGGCCCUGGCUUCAUCAGCAGCUCAGCUGGUUGGACGUAGGGGCCAUUUCCUGCCUCCCUACCCUGCUGCUUGAAGAGUUCAGUGCUGCAGCAUUCCUGGCUGCAAAUGUGUCCCCUUUCCCAUGCCAGGGCAGCAGUAUCGGGAUUGCACUACCUGGUGCCUCCUUGCUCUGAGCAUGGGUAUUUUGGGACCAAGGUCAAAUUUGUCAAGCAUUUUCCUGUGGUUAUUUUUUUUUUUUAUGUAAUACAGAGAGACUAUUCCUGAUGUCUCAGAUUAACAUAAGGCAGUCUGACAGUAAAGACUGAACUUCCAAAACACAUCAAAAUGUAGUGGCAGUUCCUACACGAGACACAAGAACUGGGAGCGACUUGAAAGGAAAAAUAAAUUAACAAAGCCAGUUCUGUCAGAACUGGAACUGAGACAGUAUUAUUCAUUUAAGGACAGUUUCACUUUUAAGAAGCUUAGUUUGUUUUAAUAAGCCAGGAUUGUGCUCGUAACACUACUAAAGAGCUUAUAUUUAAUGCUUUAAUCUGUCCCAUUCAAAUGGCACAAUUUCCACACUACCUACCUUUGCAUUAGCACAUAUCCCAGCUAAAUCCCAAAUCCUGCACAUGAGGCGCUGCGCUCUGCUUUCCCUCUGAUUGCAUUUGGAGUAAUUUUGUGUCCUAUUCUGCAGCGCUGACAAGAAAAUGGCUGAAUCCUGAUCCAGUUUGUCCUUGGCCCAGCCAUCCUUGCCUGGGCCUUUGCUAGGUCUCCAAAGCACUGCAUGACUUUGGAUGCACUUGAUCAGGGUUUCCUCGCCAUCCUGCUGUCAUAGCAGGGUUGGCCCUUUUCUGAGUGAAAAGGGCCAUAAUUGCAGCCAUGCCCAAAUUUGUAUGGGAGUUUUUUAAUGACCACUGGCACUUGCUUCAUUAGGCAAGAAGCACCUGAGUGCUCCACUGCCACCUCGGACACGGAGGCUAUCAAGCCAGCCCAGCUGAUUGGUUGUGCUGGCAGUGCCUUUGAAGCAGCUUCCAGGCAGGUCAGGAUUUCAGCUUCCUGAGGUUGAACAUUCAGCUGGCUAAUGGAGCAGGCAAGCUGUCUGUCUUUCUGCAGGCAGAGAUUGUUACAGGAAAGGCAGAGUUUUCACUGUACAUUGUCCCCGACAGCAAAAUAAGACUGAUUGUCACCCCAGGGUUUUUCUUCAGUCAUUCAGGUUUGGACUGUUUCACCUCCUGCCUCCACUUUCCCUUUUUAUUUUUAAAAAUAGAGAAUGUCUGAGCAGCACAAAACAGGUUCCUUGGCAAAAUGGAAGCUGAACACUGAAGUCGAAUGGGUACUUUUCUUGAAGUACUGAAGUAAGAUCCUUUUCUUUAGUGCACAAGCGAUGAGAGAAAAGUGCUAAAAUUUAAAAGAAAUUGAAAGAGGAAUGGCAAUUCUGACAUGGCCUGUGUAAGCUAUGCCAAGAAGGGCUCCCAAUCCCGCUAAAAUAGUUGAUUAGAUCCUUACAUUUUUCUGAGGCUGGCAUUUCAGAUUUGAGCCUGUGAUAUAUUAUUUCUGCACAUCUUUUCUUUGUAAAACUGUGGUGUUUUCCACUGAGUCCAGGUGAAGAGUAACCUGAAGGUUUUACCCGUGGCCACUCUUAGCCACGUGGUGGGCAAUGACGAUCAAGACCAGACAUUCUGUGUUACAGUAGCUACUGCACUAAUAGUGCCUGGGGGAACGACCCCUCAAUCUCACCUCUCGGGUGCCUGUGCAGAGAAGCUGAAAAACCCCCACUGAAAUGCACGGGGGCAUCUUUCACCGGCACCAAACUUGUCUUCUCUCCGCACAAUUACCUGGAAAACACUACGAGCAACUCCUGCCUUUCCAAGUGCUUCUAUUUUACGUAGGACGUGUUCCUCUUUUUUAAGAGGCGGUUUUGCAUGCGCCUUUGUUUUUACACGCGGAACUUGUACUAUACAUUGCAUUACAUUGUUUAGUUUGUUUUACACGCGGAACUUGUACUACGCAUCUCAUUACAUUGUUUAGAGUUUGUAUUUUAUGCCGUGAAGCCGAAUAAACCGGUUUGAUUUGUA
This is a messenger RNA of Corvus hawaiiensis (hawaiian crow), 5752 nucleotides long. It is a transcript of the gene PHETA2, whose product is annotated as PH domain containing endocytic trafficking adaptor 2. Gene Ontology annotation, cellular component: early endosome; recycling endosome; trans-Golgi network. The transcript is spliced from 2 exons. Gene Ontology annotation, biological process: endosome organization; receptor recycling; retrograde transport, endosome to Golgi. Bases 688 to 1761 code for a protein of 357 amino acids. Lineage: Eukaryota; Metazoa; Chordata; Aves; Passeriformes; Corvidae. The record is from RefSeq and is a predicted model, not a curated record.